Molecule: messenger RNA, 2340 nt
Organism: Carcharodon carcharias (great white shark)
Lineage: Eukaryota; Metazoa; Chordata; Chondrichthyes; Lamniformes; Lamnidae
Product: insulin-like growth factor-binding protein 5
Exons: 4
Coding region: 51-845 (264 amino acids)
Biological process (GO): regulation of insulin-like growth factor receptor signaling pathway
Cellular component (GO): extracellular region
Molecular function (GO): insulin-like growth factor II binding; insulin-like growth factor I binding
Source: RefSeq, a predicted model, not a curated record
GGACUAGCAAGCUGGGCAAUGUUGUGGAGCGAGUCAAGCUGCUGCAAACAAUGCUCAGGAUCUGCGUACUGCUCGCUUGCUUCGGGCUGCCCAGUCAGCUGGGUGCACUGGGGGCGAUGAUCGAGUGUGCCCCGUGUAAUGAGAAGGCUAUGUCUGCCUGCCACCCCCCCAGGGGCUGUGAGCUGGUGAGAGAGUCCGGCUGUGGCUGCUGCUUGACAUGCGCGCUGGCGGAGGGAGCAGCGUGCGGGGUUUACACUGAGAGUUGUGCUUCUGGCCUCAGGUGUGUUCCCCGCAGCGGGGACAAGGCACCGCUCCAGGCGCUGCUGCAUGGCCGGGGCAUAUGUCGCAGCCUGAAGCGGAGGAACCAGGUUCAGCUCACGGGAAAGCCCCUGGAUGGUGAGGAGAAAUAUUCCGUGGCAAAGAGAGAGCACGGUGGCAAAAACCAUGGAAUGCGGCUAGAAAAUCCUAGCCAGCAUUUGGCACUGAAACCUCAUCGAGGAAAUCGCCUUUCAAAGGGAACUGUGCCCACCAUAGUGAACCCUUCCAACCCUCCAGUUGUCACCACACCUGUGGCAGAUUCUGAAUAUGGCCCAUGUCGCAGGGAAAUGGAAUCCAUUCUGCAGGAUCUGAAGCCAGAGUUUUUCCGUAGCCCAGAGGACAUCUACAUCCCAAACUGCGAUAAGAGAGGAUUCUACCGGAGCAAGCAGUGCAAGCCAUCAAGAGGCAGAAAACGAGGUCACUGCUGGUGUGUAGAUAAAUAUGGCCAUUCACUUCCUGGACCUGUAAGCAGGAAAAGGCCUGUGUCCUGUGGGCAAAGUGCAUCUUCUGAAGAGGUUGGAUACUAAUCUGUGCAGGACAACUGUCCUGAGGGCAACACUGCCUGAAGUUUCUGAUGAGAAGAUUAAGCUAGAAAUUUCUCCAAUCAGCCUUGCUCUAUACCUGUAGGUCAACUCCUAGAAUGAACCUACAGGCUUUCCUGGAAUCACAAAUGCUGGAAGUAGUUUAGUUUAAAGAUUAGAAAAACAUGUAACAAGAUCUUCUGAAAUCCAACUUUAGUUCUGAUUCCUACUCAUUCCAAACAUGCUCAGUGUCCAGUGCCUGGCAUUAACAUAUCGCACUGGCAUGGUUUCCAUGCCCCAUAGUUUGACUUAUUUUCCAGCACCAACCUUGAGUCUGAACUACAAGAAGUCCUGCUUGUGAAGAUGUUUCUGGUAGAGCACCAGGGCUAGGUCUGGUACUGCUGAGUUAUUGCACCAUGACAUCCUGGAGAUCUUUUCCUGGUAGCUCAGUGGGUGAAAGUGCCAGCUGAAUUGGUACUGAGCCCAAAAGGCCAUGCAGAUCCCAGCUUCAUUACCCGACCACUGCUCUGUCGAUUGCUACCCAAUGAUCCCUGCAGGAAAGUGCACAUUUGUGGUUGUUUAGCUGUGAUGUCCUCUCGAUUGCAUAGCUUUCUUAGCUCUGUCACACAUUAUGGCAAGCUUUGUGAGGUGCUAACAGUGGAGCCAUAACCCAGCUCCUUCAGGAGAGGAGAAAGUACAAACUAGCUUCAUGGAUACGGGAGGUGUGGCAGUUAUGCCACUGAGCGAGUAAUUCGGAGUCCUAGACUAAUUAAACUGAGAACCAGAUGUCUGAUCACGUUAGUUGAGUUGCAGCACAUUUUCCCUAUAAAUUCAAUGGCCUGAUGCGACUCCUCCACGGUUCAGUUUUCAAAUAAGAUUUCAAACUUUUCAUUAAUGUUAUUGUCUAAAGUUCAGGGUGAAGCUGGAGGCUGUCCACUGGCACGAUACUGGCAGACAGACCUGUGUAAUUUCCAUUUUCUUUUAUCAUAUCUCCUAUUUGACACCCAGAAGAAUUGUCACUGACUGUUUAGGAUUGGUGAGACAUUGAAGUUUGAUUUUUUUUUUAAAUUUCUUUCUAUAUCAGUACUGUGCUGAAAUGUUUUUGAACAGAUCAGAGGUCGCUGUCCUGCUAUUCCUCUUUUAAAUUUAAUAUUUUGAAAUUGUUUAAUUUAACAUCUUGUCUGUUUAAAAGCUCCCUGCUAACAGGGUCAGGAUAUUUUUGAGCAUGCACUGUCCUUGAUGUGUCUCUGUGGAUCCAACUUAGUGUGGGCACAUAGCCCAUGCAAUUUUACAUCACUCUACAGGACUUGAUAAGCACUAUGUAUUUUUUUACUGGGAAUAUGAUGCAACUAUAUAUUUAAAUUACAUUAACAGAAAUAGUGAAAUAUACUUUAGAAUUUAGAGUGUCUAAAUGCUUCUUUGUGAUAAAUUGGUGUUGCUUUGAAAUUUGGGAUUUGUCCUUGCAAUGUUUUAUUUAAUAAAAUCUCACCUUUAACAAUUU